AUGGUGGACAAAGCAGAUGCCGCUGAGGCCAGGGGGGACGAGUGGGUUCCUGGCCAAUCCCUGGACCGGCUCUUGAAGUUACCACUUCCACCUCCACGCAUUUGCAUUCGGCCAUGGUGGUUUCCAGUGCAGGAACUGAGAAACCCCUUGGUGUUUUACCUGGAGGCUUGGCUGACAGACGUAAUCUUUGGUGCUGACCGAGCCAGAAUUCCAGAAAUAGAGUGGAUGAGCCAGGCCCUCCUUUUGGUGGACAUAGUUGACUCGGGAAAAUUAGCUGAAAUCACUGUCUUCGGACGGCCUCGUGUACAAAAUCGGGUGAAGAGCUUGCUUCUGAACAUGGCAUCGUGGCACCGGGAACAUCGUGCCCGAGCUGAGAAGAUGAAGCAACUUGAAGAGUUCUUGAAGGCUGCAGCAACAGGUGCCCAGACUCCCCAACAUCCUGUUCCAUGA
Condylura cristata (star-nosed mole) is the source of this 450-nucleotide messenger RNA. It is a transcript of the gene OOEP, whose product is annotated as oocyte expressed protein. The coding region runs from base 1 to 450 and encodes 149 amino acids. Gene Ontology annotation, biological process: establishment or maintenance of apical/basal cell polarity; embryonic pattern specification. Gene Ontology annotation, molecular function: RNA binding. The record is from RefSeq and is a predicted model, not a curated record. Lineage: Eukaryota; Metazoa; Chordata; Mammalia; Eulipotyphla; Talpidae. Gene Ontology annotation, cellular component: protein-containing complex; apical cortex. The transcript has 3 exons.